AUGGAUAAGAAACUAGAAACGAUUAUCGAUACGACGAUUGAAAGAUUCAAUAUUAUCGAUGUCGAGGUCAAAGGUGUACUUGUUUGUGAUAAAAAUGGUUUGGUCUUAGCAACCAAAAAUGUUUCGAUAGCUCCUGGACCUAUCGCACGAUUGGCGGAGUUGGCAACGGAAUUGUCCGGUCGGCGGACCACUGUUUGUCUUGAAAAUAAUGAGGACCAAGUAUUGAUCAAUCAGACGGAAAAGGCAGUUGUUGGCGUGUAUACCAAACAUGCUAGUUGA
Adineta ricciae is the source of this 279-nucleotide messenger RNA. The record is from the annotation of a GenBank genome assembly. Lineage: Eukaryota; Metazoa; Rotifera; Eurotatoria; Adinetida; Adinetidae.